Molecule: messenger RNA, 6336 nt
Organism: Megalobrama amblycephala (Wuchang bream)
Lineage: Eukaryota; Metazoa; Chordata; Actinopteri; Cypriniformes; Xenocyprididae
Gene: f5
Product: coagulation factor V
Exons: 25
Coding region: 60-6284 (2074 amino acids)
Molecular function (GO): oxidoreductase activity; copper ion binding
Source: RefSeq, a predicted model, not a curated record
GUUCAGAAUUCCCUGCACUCCGGAACAGAUCGUUUCUACCUGGAGUUUCAUUGUCAGAUAUGAAACUCUGUUCCAGUCCAGGGGCCCUGUAUGGUUUGGCCCUUCUGGCAUUCCUGUGUCAUUGUGCAACAGCUGUGGAGAGACGCUAUUACAUUGCAGCUGUUAAUAUUAACUGGGACUACACAUCUGCCGGACAGCAAAGGACCGGAUCAUCAUAUAAAAAAGUAGUAUACAGGGAGUACAAUGAGGGAUUCACACAGCCUAAAACACAUCCUUUGUCCUCAGGGUUACUUGGGCCGACAUUACGUGGACAAGAGGGCGACACAAUCAUUGUCACAUUCAAGAACAUGGCUGAUCAUCCCUGCAGCAUCCACCCACACGGCAUCGCUUACGGGAAGCAGUCAGAGGGAUCUUUAUACUUUGACAACACGUCACUCCUUGAGAAAGAGGAUGACGUCAUUCUCCCAGGCCAAGAGCACACGUACCAUUGGGAUGUGACAUCUGAGGUGACCCCCAUGGCUGCGGACCCCCCAUGCAUCACCUACACAUACCUCUCCCAUUAUGACAUUGUCAAGGACUACAAUACAGGGUUAAUAGGCACAAUGCUGAUCUGCAAGAAAGGCACCCUAGACAGCUCCGGAAAGCAGAUUACUUUCCAUCAGGAGACUGUUCUGUUGUUUGGAGUUUUUGAUGAGAACAAGAGCUGGUACAGCACCGGGGACCCUCCGCAGGCACAGAAUGUGAAAUACACUAUAAAUGGCUACACAAAUGGCUCUGUACCAGAUCUGGACAUCUGUGCCCACUCCAAAGUCAGCUGGCACCUGCUAGGAAUGAGCUCUGAGCCAGAGCUCUUCUCUGUACACUUCAAUGGGCAAGUCCUUCUGCAUGAUGGGCACAAAACCUCCGCUGUUGGCAUCAUUAGUGGAACUGCCACUAGUGCCAGUAUGACUGGUCUCCACCCUGGACGCUGGCUCUUUUCCUCUCACAUUAGCAGGCACUUGGAAGCUGGCAUGCAUGGAUACCUAAAUAUCAAGACAUGUGAUGAGUACACAGCACCAAAAAGACGACUUACUAUCCAACAGAAACAAGAAAGCCAAGAGUGGACUUACUAUAUAGCAGCAGAAGAGAUCAUCUGGGAUUAUGCUCCAAAUAUGCCAGAAAACAUUGAUGGGGAUUUCCGAAUAAGAUAUUUAAAGCAGGGGCCUCAACGGAUAGGUAAAAAAUACAAAAAGGCUGUGUUUACCCAGUAUAAAGAUAGCACAUUUAAAGAGAGAGCGGAAGACAAGCAGAGAAAGAAGGAGCUUGGGAUUCUUGGGCCAGUGAUAAGAGCCCAAAUCAGAGAUGUCAUAAAGAUUGUCUUUAAAAACAAAGCAUCACGUCCAUAUAGUAUCUAUCCUCAUGGACUGACCAUUGAUAAAGCAGCAGAAGGAGCCAGUUAUCCUGAGGGAGGGAACCAGACACAUGGCAUUCAACCAGGAGAGACCUACACCUAUACAUGGAGUGUGUCUGAGGAAGAUGUACCAAUGGACAGUGACCCCAGAUGUCUGACCAGGAUGUACCACAGUGCAGUGGACAUUCCUCGAGACAUUGCUUCUGGUCUUGUGGGUCCUCUUCUCAUCUGUAAGAGCCAUUCUCUCAAUAAAAAGAAUGUCCAGCUAAAAGCUGACAAAGAACAGCAUGCCAUGUUUACAGUUUUUGAUGAGAACAAGAGCUGGUACCAAGAUGAGAACAUUAACACAUACUGCAGUGACCCCAAAAGAGUUAAAAGAGAUGAUCCAGAGUUUUACAAAUCAAAUGUUAUGCACACAAUCAAUGGUUAUGUUUAUGAAAGUGGCCAAGAAUUGGGAUUUUGUAAUGGUGAAAUUGUGACCUGGCAUGUGUCGAAUGUUGGUGAACAAGAUUAUAUCCAGACUGCCACUUUUUAUGGCCAUACAUUUGAGCUAAAAAAAAGAGAAGAGGAUAUGCUAAGUCUGUUUCCCAUGACUGGUGAAACUAUCUCUAUGAACAUGGUUAAUAUAGGUGUUUGGCUUUUAGCAUCACUGAACUCUCAUGACUCCACUAAAGGGAUGAGGGUGAAAUUCAAGGACCUUGAAUGCUUCAGAGAUUAUGUAAUGGAAUAUAGUAAUUAUGAGACAGAGUACACUGUAUGGAAACCUGCGCCCAUCACAGAAAUCAAAAAAGAGGAACCAAAAUCAGUAAACCCUAGCAUGGUUGAUGAGGAUACCGAUAACUAUGCAGACCUCUUAGGCUUGAGGACGUUCAAAAACUUAGAAGAUGAAGUUGAGCAAAUUGACCUUUCAGUGCUAGAUCAUGAUGAUGGUUUAUUGCCGACUGUUGAGUCAAAAAGUUUGGUCAACUUAGCAGAUAAAGUUGCGCAAAUUGACCUUUUAGCGCUAGCUCUUGAUGAUGGUUUAUUGCCAACUGUUGAGUCAAAAAGUUUGGUCAACAUAGCAGAUAAAGUUGAGCAAAUUGACCUUUUAGGGCUAGAUCUUGAUGAUGGUUUAUUGCCGACUGUUGAGUCAAAAAGUUUGGUCAACUUAGCAGAUAAAGUUGAGCGAAUUGACCUUUUAGCGCUAGCUCUUGAUGAUGGUUUAUUGCCGACUGUUGAGUCAAAAAGUCCAGCCCCAAGCAACAAGUUGAACAAAUCACACAAUGUUACUUUAGGAAUGUUCAAUCAGACUCAAACUCAUGGUUUAUCAGCUGAGGUGGCUGGUUUAGACAAGAUACAAUCUUCAUAUAAAGUCUUGAAUGAGAGCACAGAAGAGUCAUUACUAGACAUGGUGAGCAUUUUUAAUUCCAAUUCCGAGGAUAUAUUAAACAAUGAAACGGACAGUGUUAUUUCACAUUUUCCAGUUGUAGAAAGAAAGGUUCGCAAUCUACCAACAAAGCCAGUGAAUGAAACUAAAAGUGUCUCCACAAACGUCACUCUGGAUAUUCAAAUAAAUGCUAAUAUAUCAGAAGACAGCAGUUCAUCAUCUACUCGUGCUCCAAUAAUUGAAACAAACAUCAGCCACACAAUGAAUGAAACACACAGUUUCCCCACUAAUACAAGUAUCACUUCAUCUGAUGCUCCAGUUGAUGAAAGAAACAUCACUAUGGCGGAUGACAAUGCAUGGUUAAAUUCAUCUGAAUCAAAGCCCCUGCUAUCAAAUCAAACCUUAGUAAACAAAACCGUUAUUAAAGAAGAGCUAAAUGUUAAAAAUAGUACUGAAAAAGUGGAUGGUGACCGUGAUAGUUCGGGUCACGUCUUCCUAUACAACGUGCCUAGUCCUGACUCUCUGUCCAAUAUCUCAGAGACACAAGUUGAGGAGGAUUUUGUGCUUCUGGACAGUGGUCAUCCCUUGGAAAUUUCAACAGAUUUUACGACUUUGGUGGACACAGUACAGGACAUUGUUGAAAUAACUGAAAACACAAAAGGGAUUCAGGAACUCAACAGCACAAAGGGGAAUUACACCAGUGAGAUGCUUUCACAGAUAAAUUCUAAAACUGAGAGCAAUUUAAGUCUCAAUUUGCCUUUGAGAAACAGCACUGCACAGAGCAAUGAGUCUGAAUCUACAAAUGCAACCUUGCUUGAUUUCAGCCUCCACCCUGAACCUGAAAUAACAGAGAACAGAACAUCAUCCACUAAUGAUACAAUGAAAUCUCACAGUCAAAUUUCAAGGAAUGCAUCACAGUUCUUUCCUUCAGACAGCAAGGAGAAUACAUCCUUUUCUCUUGGCCCUUUCAAUGUUUCAUCGAUGAAGGAUGGCUCAGAAAGCAAAAGUGAAGAGGAAGUGGUCAUCUAUCUGAAAAACAAUCACAGCGAGGCCAUACUCACAUCUCAUAUCGACCCAAAAAAUGAGCACUGGGGAUAUGAGGGCAAACACGAAUUGGUUCAUAUGGAGAUCCCAGAUCACAUGAACAAAUACAUUAAAGACGAAUCCGCAGCAAAUUCAAAUAAGCCAAAGAGUGAAAAGAAGGAAAAGAAAAAAAAAGUAGUUCACCAGAGGGUAAAGCCGAAAAAGGGAUAUGGCAUGAAGACGAAGAAAAGGAAAGAGUAUAAGCCACAGCCACGUUCUGGUUUAUCUCCAAGAGGUUUUGGACCUUCUGUGUUGACCCCAAGGGGAACCAAGCCUGUCCCAAAUGAGGAAGACUUGAUGGAGAAGGUCAUCGUCAUAGGAGUGCCAAGACGGGACUUUGAUGAUUAUGAGUUAUAUGUUCCAAAACAAGGGCAGGAAACAGAUUUUGAUGGUGUGUUGGAUCUCCCAGAAGAAUAUGAAUAUGUAGAGUACAAAGACCCUUAUAGCAAAUCGGCAGAUUUUCAAAACCCAGUGCUUGAUACAACAUCGCAGCAUUUCUUAAAAAUAGCUGGAGACAAGAAUACCAGGACUUAUUUCAUCUCAGUUGAAGAGGAAGAAUGGGAUUAUGCUGGUUACGGGCAGAGGAGACUUGAUAAAACAUCUCAAAAUGAGAGGCCCACGGCUUUCAAAAAAGUGGUGUUCAGAAAGUACCUGGACAGCACCUUUAGCAUCCGAGACAUCCGAGGGGAAAUGGAUGAACACCUGGGAAUUCUGGGUCCAGUUAUUAAAGCUGAAGUUGAUCAGACUGUUCUGGUAUUUUUCAGGAACCGUGCCAGCCGUCCAUACUCUUUGCAUGCAAAUGGAGUAAAAUACUUAAAACAAAUGGAAGGCCUGAGUUAUGAUGACCAAUCACCUUACUGGUACAAACAGGAUGAUGCCGUUCAACCCAACAGCACCUUUACCUACAUGUGGACUAUAAAUUCCAAAUCUGGACCUCAAAAUAAUGAAUCUGACUGUCGAACAUGGACCUACUACUCUGCAGUGAAUCCUGAGAAAGAUAUAAACUCUGGGCUGAUUGGGCCAAUUCUGGUGUGCAGGAAGGGCACACUGGCUACAAAGCCUGUGGACAGAAGAGAAUUUGUCCUGCUUUUUAUGACUUUUGAUGAGAAUAAGAGUUGGUACUACGAGGAGAAUAAGGAGAGAAUUGAAAGGAAAAACAGAAGAGCAAUCAUGGAUCCAAAAUUUCAUGAAAAUUUAAAGUUUGACUCUAUCAAUGGUAUUAUCUACAGUCUCAAAGGACUUAGAAUGUACACAAAUCAGCUAGCAAAGUGGCAUCUGAUCAACAUGGGCUCUCCUAAAGACCUCCACAGUGUCCAUUUCCACGGUCAAACAUUCAUUAAUAAGGAAUUAAAGGACCACCGUCAGGGUGUUUACCCACUUUUACCAGGUGGAUUUGCCACAUUGGAAAUGUUGCCUUCAAAGCCUGGUCUCUGGCAGCUGGAGUCUGAAGUUGGACUUUCACAGCAGAGAGGAAUGCAGACGCUAUUCCUCGUGUUAGAUAACGUCUGUGAUCACCCUCUUGGUCUCAUCUCUGGAACUGUGAAAGAUGAACACAUAACAGCAUCUGACUCUAGAGGACAAUGGUAUCCUCAUUUGGCCAGACUACAUAAUACAGGGACAUACAAUGCAUGGAGUACAACAAAAACAGGACAGCAUAUUCAGGUGGACUUCCAGAGGCCGGUAGUGAUUAGUAAAGUUGCCACACAGGGAGCCAGGCAGUACUUAAAACAUAAUUUUGUGAUGAACUACACCAUUUCCUACAGCACAGACAAAAAGAAGUGGAUCUUCUACAAGGGAGACAGUGAUACUGUCAGAAAGACUUUUGAAGGGAACAGUGAAGCUUAUGAUACGAAGGAGAAUACAUUUUUCCCACCUCUGAUUGGUCGAUACGUGAGGCUACAUCCUUUACAUUCUUACAACUACCCAACUGUCCGUUUGGAGUAUUUUGGUUGUGAGCUUGAUGGUUGCUCUGUGCCACUGGGAAUGGAAACUGGCCUCAUUAAAGAUACUCAAAUCACUGCCAGUUCUGUGGCCUCCAGUUGGUACUCUGGGCAGUGGCAUCCUUGGUAUGCACGCUUAAAUAUGCAAGGGACCAUCAAUGCAUGGCAAGCCAAGAACAAUGACAUUCAGCAAUGGAUCCAAGUGGAGCUCAAGGAUAUAAAGAAAAUAACUGGGAUAAUAACACAGGGAGCCAAAUCGCUAGGCAAAGAGAUGUUUGUGAAAGCAUAUACUCUGGAGUACAGUGAAGACGGCAAAAGAUGGACAAAGUACACGGAUGAUGAGGAUUAUGAACAAAAGACUUUUCAAGGCAACACAGAUAACAAUGGACAAGUAAAGAACUACAUCUACCCACCAAUAUUUUCCAGAUUCAUCCGAAUUAUUCCAAAACUAUGGCAGAAAUCCAUUACUAUGAGGAUUGAGCUGCUUGGUUGUGAUUUUGAAUAAACAUUCUGCUAUCUUUCACUAAUAAAUAAAAAUAUGUUGUGUGUUAGAAGAA